Molecule: messenger RNA, 387 nt
Organism: Hyphopichia burtonii NRRL Y-1933
Lineage: Eukaryota; Fungi; Ascomycota; Pichiomycetes; Serinales; Debaryomycetaceae
Exons: 2
Coding region: 1-387 (128 amino acids)
Source: RefSeq, a predicted model, not a curated record
AUGACCGAGCGGAACUAUGAUCCCAAGAAGCACAUAGAGUACCUUAUGAGCAAGCGACCCGAAAUUCUGCUUCCAGGUCUGGAAAAAACGGGGAGCGUUGACGAUAAAUUGAAAGAAAAUCGUCAAAAACAGUCCUUUGAUUAUUCGAACUACAUAAGAAAUAAGAGACUGCAGUUUGAAUUGAAGAAAGAAGAGGAACAACGAAUCAAGAGCCUGGAAGAAUCAAAGGAAACCAAGACGAAAAGUGAACUCAAAAGACAAAAGAUGAAUGAAAAAACUGCUAAGAAGAGGGAGGCUAGGCAGAAAAGAAAGAGAAAUCAACAAGCAAAGAAGCUAGUUAAAAACGAUAAUGCAUCACUGGAAGCGAACGCCUCUAGUAAGUCUUAG